Molecule: messenger RNA, 1222 nt
Organism: Boeremia exigua
Lineage: Eukaryota; Fungi; Ascomycota; Dothideomycetes; Pleosporales; Didymellaceae
Product: xylose isomerase-like protein
Exons: 1
Coding region: 137-1159 (340 amino acids)
Source: RefSeq, a predicted model, not a curated record
GGCGGCCUUGAACUUUGCCGACUCUUACUGCACGUUUAAUGGACAGCGUCACGACCUUGUUACCAUUCAAUCCGCAACCCUAGUCUACACCCUCCAUUCUGUCACAAAAAGUCAUUGAAGAAGAUUGCAGCGCACAAUGACCGCUUUCAAACCCGCCAUCCUAUCUGCAUCGCUCGGUCGUGCUUGGCUACAUGAUUUCGAGAAAAAGGUGCAACACGCUGCAGAAAAAGGCUUUGAAGGCAUCGAAGUCUUCUACGAGGACUUGGAUCACCUUGCGAAGAAGCUUUUCAGCGUCGAGAAUCCAAGCAACAAUCAGAUACUAAGUGCUGCUGAGCACGCAAGACAGAUACUAGAUGAAACACAAAUCACGGUCAUUGGCCUGCAGCCGUUUCUAUUUUACGAAGGAUUGCUCGACAGACAACAGCACGCUAGACUCAUAGAAAAGAUUCAUUUCUGGUUCAAAAUCGCCACACGUCUACGAACGAGUACAAUCCAGAUCCCAGCAAACUUUCUCCCAGCGGAGCAGUUGACGGGUGAUCUGGACAUCAUUGCCGCUGAUCUGAAAGAGCUGGCAGGCCUUGGUUCCAAAGAAGAACCUCCGAUCCGCUUUGCCUACGAGAGUCUAUGUUGGAGUACACAUAUUGACACAUGGGAGAAGUCGCUGCUGGUUGCCAAUAUGGUCAACAGACCCAACUUUGGGCUUUGCCUCGACACGUUCAACAUUGCAGGUCGCGUGUGGGGAGAUCCAGCUUCUCCGACUGGCAAAACUCCUAAUGCGGAAGCAGAUCUAGAAGCGUCGCUUGAGAGACUCCGUCGCGACAUGCCUCUUGACAAAGUUUUUUAUAUCCAGGUCGUCGAUGCGGAGCGUAUGGAAUCUCCACUCAUCAGCGGACAUCCAUUCCACGUUGAUGGAAAUCCACCACGGAUGAAUUGGUCGCGGAAUGCUAGAGCAUACAUGUAUGAAACAGAUCGUGGGGCCUAUCUUCCAGUGGAAGACGUCGCUCGCGCGAUCAUCGAAGGGUUGGGAUACAAAGGAUGGGUAUCGAUGGAAUUAUUCUCCAGGACUAUGUCCGAACCCGACGAAAACGUGCCAGCAUCGCAUGCUGAACGUGGAAUGGCGGCGUGGAGAAAAUUCACUCAACGUCUUCAACUUGGAUAGUGUGAUGCACGCCGAAAUAGGAACAUACGAAAUGAAAGAACUUUAAGUCGGGACACGCGUGCA